This is a messenger RNA of Aspergillus terreus NIH2624, 4104 nucleotides long. RefSeq names its product RecQ family helicase MusN. The record is from RefSeq and is a predicted model, not a curated record. Gene Ontology annotation, molecular function: nucleic acid binding; four-way junction helicase activity; 3'-5' DNA helicase activity. Gene Ontology annotation, biological process: DNA replication; double-strand break repair via homologous recombination. The transcript has 3 exons. Gene Ontology annotation, cellular component: RecQ family helicase-topoisomerase III complex; chromosome; nucleus. Lineage: Eukaryota; Fungi; Ascomycota; Eurotiomycetes; Eurotiales; Aspergillaceae. Bases 1 to 4104 code for a protein of 1367 amino acids.
AUGACGAGGAAUAAUUUAGAGGCCCAUCUCAAAUGGCUUUUGAAGCAGGGCCCCUCGCUCUACCCCUCGUUAUCUCCGCCGGCCCACGAGGAGCAUCCUCGAAUCCGAUCAGUCGCCUCAGCACAUGCGCCGGAGAAUCCAGUCGCAGAAAUAAGAAUAAACGACUCCCAACAGCACACGGAGGAAAGUGUUGGCGCGGAGGUUUUGGGAGAUGACACGGAAUUGACAUCGGAUGCAAAUAUGGCUCGGCUACGACUUGCACCCCAAUCUGCACGCAAAUCCCGGUUGCUCUGUACUAGCUCCUCACCGCGACGCGCGAUUGCUCCUAACUCAUCGGUAUCACCGUCUGCCAGAAAGGCACAGGAAAACGCGACGCCCAAAGGAAUCCAAGGCGCUCAAACUACCUCGUUACGCAGUAUCGGGCGGUCCACUACAACUCCUCAUCGCGCUAAACAACUAUCCGACCUUGACUCGCCCUUUUUCGAAGAUCUAGACAUUGAUACUAUCGAUCUCACUGGCGACAUCGACCAAGCGGCAACCUCAUCCGGCGCUGUUGAAGCAUUUGGGGAGCCACGACGACUGUGGACAGAAGAAGCUGCGUUUCGGACGGAACCAAUUGAGAAGCGAGGGAAGAAGCGGAAGAGUGAUGAAUACAAGUCGGAUCUAGUAUCCCCGAAGAAGAAUGGCGCAAAGGUGCGGCCGCGAUCAGCUCUCAAAGCCGAUGGUGCUGCAUCCUCAGAUGCACAAGGCCCAUUGCGAUCAUCAAUCACAGCUUCGUCGCGCUCUGCGAAACAAGACCCGACAAUACCAUCACCAACAAAGCCGACGCGCCGAUCCUCUCCACCCCAGCGAAGAGGUGUCGAUAGGGUCAUUGCUGACUCUGAUGAUGAGUUGUUCGAUGACUGGAGCGCUGGUGGCGGUGAUUUGGAGCUGGAUGACAAUCAAUCGCUUUAUCCAGUUCUCCCAAGACAAGACUCUCCAGAGAACCGAGGAACAAGCGAAUCUUCGACGCGAAACGCCAAAAAUUCCCCAGCUCCGUCUGCUGUGCCCAGACUAACAGAGUUAAAACAAGACUCACUUCCUGGAUCCCCCUCGCGUAUCCCGUCCUCGUCAAAUUUGUCAGAGUUAUACCCGAAGAACCAGGAACUUGCCGAGUUACUGGCUGUUUCAAACGGAUAUCUCGAUCAACAGAUCGCAAAUCUCCGGGACACUCUGACGAAGAACUCGGAAGUCGUCUACAUGCAAGCUAUGAAGGGCGAGCUAGCCCCCGAACUGAUCGCUGAGAACAAGAUCCUCACAGAUCGGAUAGACGCAAUAGAGUCAUUGAAACAACGCAAGUCAGCGUACCACGCAUGUGAAUCAGAAAAGGGAAAAUUGAAAGACGCUCUCAUGAGAGUCAUCUCACAAGGUGGUGACCCGCACACAAUGCCCCAUGAACUUGCCCAAAGUCGGAAAUGUACUUCUCAACUGGAAGAGAUGGAGCAUGAAAUACUACGAUUACUGGCUCGAGCUCAGAUUCCACUGAACCAAAGUGGUCAACCACGAACGACUCUCCCAACAGACAGAGAGCAAUUAGGUCAGAGUGACCGGUUGCCCAAGCAUUCUAUCUCAACCAGCGAUGCUCCCACUCGGUCCUUCAACACUCUUGGAACUGAGCGUUCUCGGCGUCCGUCAUGGCCGACUAUGGACAGUGGACCUAGUUCUCGAACCGAGAACAGGUCCCGUGCAGCUGACUCUUUUACUCGCGGCACAGAUAGAGUCUCUGGAACGGACAUCUUUAAUUAUGAUGAGUCGCUUAUGAGUGGUGAUGACGACGCUUUUACCAGGACUAUGGGCUCACCGACACUUCCAGCUCAGCAGGCGGACGAGUUUGACCUGGACGCCGAUGAUGCAGAGAUGCUUGAGGCCGUCGAUUAUUUUGAGGAUGCCCCGCCGCCUCCCCACAGUCGUGAGCCACUAAAUCGGAAAGUCUUCGCUGAGACAUCCGGAAAUAUUUCGCGGGUGCCGGCGUCGCAAAAGUCACCCAGUCAUAAUGCUCUUUGGCACCAGCAUCCAUGGUCGAAAGAGGUGCGGACAGUGCUAAAAGAUCGAUUCCACCUCCGAGGGUUCCGUAUGAACCAGCUUGAAGCCAUCGAUGCAACGCUCAGUGGCAAGGAUGCAUUCAUUCUCAUGCCGACAGGAGGAGGAAAGUCGCUCUGCUAUCAGCUCCCGUCCGUUGUCACUAGUGGCGCAACUCGAGGAGUCACUAUUGUUGUGUCCCCCUUGUUAAGUCUGAUGCAGGAUCAAGUCUCACAGCUUCGCAAACUUCAUAUCAAAGCAUACUUGCUUAACGGAGAGACACCAAAAGAGGAACGGCAGUGGAUAAUGAGAACACUGUCCGGAUAUGGCGCGGAGGACGAGAUCGAGCUGUUGUAUAUCACGCCAGAAAUGCUCACCAAGAACCAGACCCUGGUCAACAGCUUAGAAAAACUCAACCGGAAGUCUAGGCUGGCGCGCAUUGUGAUUGAUGAAGCACAUUGUGUCAGUCAAUGGGGCCACGAUUUUCGUCCUGAUUAUAAGGAGCUGGGGAAUUUGAGAUCCCAAUUACCUGGUGUUCCUAUGAUGGCCCUGACAGCUACGGCAACGGAAAACGUGAAAGUGGACGUCCUCCACAACCUUCAAAUGCAGGGUUGCGAGCUUUUCUCGCAGAGCUUCAAUAGGCCAAACCUUACAUAUGAAGUCCGUCCGAAGCCAAGCAAGAACGAACUCUUGGCUAGCAUAGCGAACAUAAUCACGACCAAGUAUCCCAAUCAAUCAGGAAUCAUUUAUUGCUUGUCGCGUGACUCAUGCGAAAAGGUUGCGAAGAGUCUGCGAGAGGACUAUGGCAUCAAGGCUGAGCAUUACCAUGCAGGUAUGAAGCCGGAUGAGCGAAACCAAGUUCAACAUGGCUGGCAAGCUGGACGGUCUCAUGUCAUUGUGGCAACGAUCGCUUUCGGUAUGGGUAUCGAUAAACCCGACGUACGCUAUGUGAUCCAUCACAGCCUUCCGAAAAGCUUGGAAGGCUACUACCAGGAAACUGGUCGUGCUGGUCGGGACGGCAAACGCUCUGGCUGCUACAUGUACUAUUGCUACAAAGAUGCCAUGACCAUCACCCGUAUGAUUGACCGAGGUGAGGGCAGCAAACAGCAAAAGAGCCGACAGCGACAAAUGCUCCACAAUGUCGUGCAGUAUUGCGAAAACAAAAGCGACUGUAGAAGAGUCCAGAUUCUCGCCUACUUCAACGAAUACUUCCGUCGGGAAGACUGCAACUCUUCCUGCGACAAUUGCAAAUCCGAUUCUGUGUUUGAGCUCCACGACUUCUCCCGGCAUGCUGCUUCUGCAAUAAGUGUGGUGCGAUACUUCCAAGAGUUGGGGGAAAAGGUCACCUUGUCAUAUUGUGUGAACAUUUAUCGCGGCAGCGUGAAGAGGUUCCGUUCAACUGAGCAUCGACAGGCUACUGGCUACGGCGAUGGCUCAUCACUGGAGAUGGGAGAAGCCGAAAGAUUAUUCCACCGUCUCCUGGGUGAAGGAGCUUUGGUUGAAGAUAAUGUCGUCACAACGGGCAAAUUCGCUGUGCAGUACAUAAAGCUCGGGAAACGCGCUUCUGAGUUUGAAAGUGGACGUCGCUCUCUCCAACUCUAUGUUCGAGUUUCGCCAAAUGGGAAGAGUCGUGGUGGGCGCGAGUAUCACCCGCAGUCCACGAAUGUCUCAUCGCCAGUUCAAGCCGCCCACAGUCGCCGUUUGGCUCGUUUUCGGUACAGCAAUGGCGGAGGCGACGACUCGGACAGCGAUGGGGAUAGCGACGGCUUCGAGCCCGUCCGGGUCGCUGGACAGCAAAAACGCGACAAGAGGCAUGUUCCAGGUCCACCUAUCACGCAAGAUCAUAGGUUCGACCAGCUGGAUCCCCUGCAUAAAGCCGUUGCAGAAGAUUUCAUGGUUUACGCAAAAAACUAUUGCCAAGAUCUUGUCCUCAAGAAAGGCCUUCGCAAUCAACCUUUUACCGAUACUGUGUUGCGUGAAAUGGUCAUAUCUUUCCCGAAAGGUAAGCUUAGCUGUGUCGUGCCCACGUAUAACGCUAAUUUAUGA